Episyrphus balteatus (marmalade hoverfly) is the source of this 1816-nucleotide messenger RNA. Its product is annotated as pickpocket protein 28-like. Lineage: Eukaryota; Metazoa; Arthropoda; Insecta; Diptera; Syrphidae. Gene Ontology annotation, biological process: sodium ion transmembrane transport. Gene Ontology annotation, cellular component: membrane. The transcript is spliced from 8 exons. The record is from RefSeq and is a predicted model, not a curated record. Gene Ontology annotation, molecular function: ligand-gated sodium channel activity. The coding region runs from base 16 to 1557 and encodes 513 amino acids.
GAACAUUUGAUAGAAAUGAAGCCAAACGCCUGGUUGGUGGCAGUAAAGCUGACCACAGUUGAUUUUUUCCAAAAAACUAGUAUAACAGGAUUUAAAUUGCUAGUUUUUCUUGGAAACUCUAAAUUUUUAAAAACUCUUUGGAUACCAUUUUUACUAACUGGCGUGGUUGCAGCUGCCUACAUUACUAGCCAUUGUCUUCUAUAUUUUGAAUUAAAUCCAACCGUGACUUAUGUAAACUCAUUUCGACAUCCAGUUGCUGAAGUUCCAUUUCCCGGAAUCUCUAUUUGCAGUGUUAAUAAAAUAAGCAAACGAGCAGUAGAAGAAUAUGCAAGAAAUAUAACUAAGAUGACCAAAGGUCUUGAUGAAAAAGAUCUUAUUAAGAGAUUUGAAUUAAUUGGAGGACUUUUCGAUAGUACCGGAUUUGACAUUGAUGAUGCCUACAAUUUACAAGUACUCCUCGAUACUGUAUUUUCUACGAAGCCUGGUUUCUUUGAUGUUUAUCAGUUUCUUAAGAAAUUGGCUCCAAAAUGUGAAGAACUUCUUCUAAAAUGUAGCUGGGCAGGAAAAAUAUAUCCUUGUAAUGAACUCUUUGAACUAAGGGUUUCUCCCGAAGGAUUUUGUUGUAUGUUCAAUUACAAUCGGGUGGGACGGAAAAUAAUGCCAGUGCAAGUAAGACAUCUAAAUGUAAUUGGAACGGAUAUGGGCUUAAAAGUCUUAUUGAACUCAUCAGUUAAUGACUACUUUUACAGCCAACGUAGCACUAUUGGAUUUAUAAUUCAAAUUUUCAACAGUGUAUUUUAUCCAGAUAUUUUAACAGGAGAAUUGUCUGAGUUUCCACUAUCACCGAACAGUGAUAUGUUGGUGCCGUUGCAGAUUAAUAUUAUUAACAGUGAUGACGAAAUAAGAAAAUAUAAAAUAGGACAAAGGCUUUGUUAUUUUGCUGAUGAACAGCCACGAGGAUAUGGCAUACAAUAUAGCCAGCCAGAAUGUCUGCUCAAGUGUAAACUUCAAAACAUACAAGCAGUUUGCAAUUGUAUUCCAUUUUAUACGCCUAGAGAUUUUCUUGAUCCUCCGGUAAGCUAUUGUAAUUUAGGACACUUGGAAUGUUUGAGUAAAUACAAAGUAACAUGGACAUCUUAUCGACCAACAGAGGAAACACCUGAUUCGUUAAAUGAAAUGGAAUAUGCACUGACUUGCGGUGCAUGCAAUCCACUUUGUAAUUUGGUUGAAUACGAAUACCAAUUAGAUAGGUCGGACUUAGAUCCGGAGAAUAAUAUGUUUGAGCUGGACGAAUUUUUAUUCAAUGAAACACAUUUGGAAGAAUCUAGCCUUAUACGCAUUUACCAUCCUUCGCCUUUUUGUUCACAAUAUAAAAAACAGCUUAUUUAUUCAACUAACGGCCUAUUGGCUAAUAUCGGAGGAAUUCUUGGCGUAAGUAUAGGUUGUUCACUGAUGAGUUCGAUAGAAAUUGGUUAUUAUGCAACAAUCAAGUUUUACAAAUAUUGGAAAAGAUCACGUGAAACCAGAUCGAUUGGUAGUCUUAGCAACCGUUUGUAGAAAUACAAAUAUUGUCUGUUUUUAGUCACUCUUUAAAAAAAAGCUUGUAAAUGGUUAUUUAAAAUUGACUACAAGAUUAUAAGCACAUAAAAUGGCUGAGGAAAUUUUUUGUAACGUUUAAAAACCCUAAAAUGUAUUCAAUUUAAAAAAAUGUUACAAUUAUUAUCAGCGCACAAUUAAAGACAAACGUGUUAAUAUAAAAAGUAUCAUUCUGCAAAAUAAAUAAACACUGAUAAGCAGUUUUAAAUUUAAAAAUUAA